UCGGGGACUGCUAAGGAAAAAACAAAAGUGAUCGUCUCUUCUAAAUUCCUUACAGUUACCUCAAGUUGUCAACUAACCUCUCCUUCUCCAUCUGAGCUACCAUGUUCCUUCCCUAAACCCUCACUUUCCUUUUGUUUCCCGAGAAAACUAUCCAAAUUCGUCUCAUCUACUCCUCUUAUUCAUUUAUCCAAUUUAAUUUAGUUUAACAAUCUAUCUUCCAUGGCGACUUCUAAUAAGCCCCAGAGGUCUCUCGAAGAAAUCGAAGACAUAAUUCUUCGCAAAAUCCUGCUAAUUUCCCUAACUGAUUCUAUGGUAACUGAUUCUCGAAUCGUCUACUUGGAGAUGACUGCAGCUGAGAUCCUUAGCGAAGGCAAAGACUUGAAGCUCAAUCGCGACCUGGUGGAACGCGUGUUGAUUGAUCGGUUAUCCGGUCAAUUUCCCGGUGGCGAGCCUCCUUUUCAGUAUCUCCUUGGCUGCUACUGCCGUGCGACGGAAGAGGAGAAGAAAAUCGCUAAUAUGAAGGACAAAAAUGUCAAAUUGGAGCUGGAUGUUUCAAUCAAACAGGCGAAGAAGUUAUUCGUUUCGUAUUGUAGAAUUCAUUUAGGGAAUCCAGAUAUGUUUCCUUUUAAUUCUGAUCCUAGAAAGUCUAAUGUUUCACCGCUUUUGCCUCUCAUUUUUGCGGCGGUGGAUGAAUUUAAUAGCGGUGGAACCCAGCCGCCGCCUCGGAGGUUUUGGGAUGAUUUGUUUCUGGAUGGAGAUUAUGAUAGCUUGGACCCAAUAUUCAAAGGGCUUUUUGAGGAUUUGAGAGGGAAUGUCAUAAAGGUGUCGGCUUUAGGGAAUUUUCAACAGCCAUUAAGGGCUUUGGCUUUUUUGCUUCGUUUUCCUGCGGGAGUUAAGGCUCUUGUCAGUCAUCCAUGGUGGAUUCCUAAAGGGGCUUACUUGAAUGGAAGAGUUAUUGAAAUGACUAGUAUUUUGGGACCCUUUUUUCAUGUUAGUGCUUUGCCUGAUCACACUAUUUUCAAGAGUGAACCAGACGUUGGGCAGCAGUGCUUCUCUGAAGCAUCAACUCGUCGCCAAUCUGAUUUGUUAUCUUCAUUCACCACAAUCAAGACUCUUAUGAAUAACUUAUAUGACGAUCUAGAACAAGUUAUUCUUACUCUCCUUAAAAACAGUGACGCCCGUGAAAUUGUUCUUCAGUAUCUUGCUGAGGUGAUCAAUAGAAACUCAUCAAGAGCUCAUAUCCAGGUUGAUCCUAUAUCUUGUGCAAGUUCUGGCAUGUUUGUUAAUCUAAGUGCUGUCAUGCUUCGACUCUGCGAACCUUUUUUAGAUGCAAGUUUGACGAAAAGGGAUAAAAUUGAUGCAAAAUAUGUGUUCUACAGUAACCGUUUGGAACUAAGGGGGUUGACAGCCUUACAUGCAUCAUCAGAAGAAGUUUCUGAGUGGAUUGAUAAAGAGCAUGGACAAAUAGAUGUCUCUAUGCAAUCGGGCAAUAGUGAAAAUCGCUUGCUUCAAUCUCAAGAAGCCACCAGUUCUGGUAGCACUGCUGACAAGCCUACAUCAAGUAGUGGUAAAAAGGUCAAAUACACAUUUAUUUGUGAAUGCUUCUUUAUGACUGCAAGAGUGCUCAACUUAGGUCUGUUAAAAGCAUUUUCAGACUUCAAGCAUCUGGUCCAGGACAUUUCAAGAUGUGAAGAUACCCUCUCCACGCUAAGGGCCAUGCAAGAGCAGGCACCUGCUCAACAACUGGAGUCGGAUAUCGCUCGCCUUGAGAAAGAUUUAGAGUUGUAUUCACAGGAAAAACUUUGCUACGAAGCUCAGAUUUUAAGGGAUGAAGCAUUUAUUCAGCGUGCCCUUUCUUUCUACCGUUUACUGGUGGUUUGGUUGGUGGGUCUGGUUGGUGGAUUUAAAAUGCCCUUGCCACCAACAUGCCCUAUGGAAUUUGCAUCCUUGCCUGAACAUUUUGUGGAAGAUGCCAUGGAAUUGCUUAUAUUUGCUUCCCGGAUUCCGAGAGCUUUGGAUGGAGUCUUGUUGGAUGAUUUUAUGAAUUUCAUUAUCAUGUUCAUGGCCAGUCCAACAUAUAUUAGGAACCCUUAUUUAAGAGCAAAGAUGGUUGAAGUAUUGAACUGCUGGAUGCCUCGUAGAAGUGGUUCAUCAGCUACAGCUACAUUGUUUGAAGGGCACCAAUUGUCCCUUGAGUAUCUUGUGAGGAACCUCUUGAAGCUUUAUGUUGACAUUGAGUUCACAGGUUCUCAUACCCAGUUUUAUGACAAGUUCAACAUCCGACAUAACAUUGCUGAACUUCUCGAAUACCUAUGGCAGGUCCCAAGUCAUCGAAAUGCUUGGAGACAGAUUGCAAAGGAAGAGGAAAAGGGUGUCUAUCUGAAUUUCUUAAACUUCCUGAUCAAUGAUAGCAUCUAUCUUCUUGAUGAAAGUCUGAACAAAAUUCUUGAACUUAAAGAGUUGGAAGCUGAGAUGUCGAACACAGCAGAAUGGGAGAGAAGACCAGCUCAAGAGAGGCAGGAGAGAACCCGUCUUUUCCACUCCCAAGAGAAUAUCAUUCGGAUUGAUAUGAAACUGGCAAAUGAAGAUGUGAGCAUGCUAGCUUUUACAUCAGAGCAAAUUACAGCACCUUUCUUACUUCCUGAGAUGGUACAUGUUUUUUGGCUUCCAGCUUGCCUAUAUAUGCUUGUUGACAGAGUAGCCAGCAUGCUCAAUUACUUUUUGUUACAACUUGUGGGUCCCCAAAGAAAAUCUCUAAGUCUUAAAGAUCCUGAGAAGUAUGAAUUUCGUCCAAAGCAGUUGCUUAAGCAGAUUGUCGACAUAUAUGUUCAUCUAGCGAAGGGUGAUACAGAAAACAUUUUCCCAUCUGCCAUCUCAAAGGAUGGCCGGUCAUACAAUGAGCAGUUAUUUAAUGCUGCAGCUGAUGUCUUAAGAAGGAUUGGGGAAGAUGGGAGGGUUACACAUGAAUUCAUUGAGCUCGGUAAAAGAGCCAAAGUUGCAGCGUCAGAGGCAAUGGACACUGAAGCUGCGCUUGGAGAGAUACCAGAUGAAUUCCUUGACCCCAUUCAAUACACUCUAAUGAAGGAUCCGGUCAUCUUACCUUCUUCAAGAAUAACAGUUGACAGGCCUGUAAUUCAAAGGCAUCUUCUCAGUGAUGCGACUGAUCCAUUCAAUCGAUCCCAUCUCACUGCGGACAUGUUGAUUCCAAAUAUCGAGUUAAAGGCAAGAAUUGACGAGUUCAUUAGGUCCCAAGAAUUAAAAAGGCACGGGGAUGACUUCAGUAUGCAAAGCUCUAAAGCAACAAUUCAAAGAACAACUGGGGAAAUGUUAAUUGAUUAGGGCAGUAGGCAUUGCUGUAGAUUCUUGGAUUCGUGAUGGCGAAAUGUGUUCUUAUAUUUUGGGAAAGACCGGGAAGAUUUACAGAAUCAAAUUGUGGCAAGUUGGUUGUAGCUGUGACCGCUUGUGCAUUUAUUAUCUUAUUGUAAGAAUUAUAGGCAAGAAAUUCCAUUUAUAUUUUAUUAUCUGAUUGUAACAAUUAUAGGAAAGAAACUCCACUCCAUUUACAUUAUUUAUACAAGUUCACGACAGCUUUGACUUUGA
Jatropha curcas is the source of this 3600-nucleotide messenger RNA. The record is from RefSeq and is a predicted model, not a curated record. NCBI's taxonomy places the organism in Eukaryota, Viridiplantae, Streptophyta, Magnoliopsida, Malpighiales, Euphorbiaceae.